This is a messenger RNA of Venustampulla echinocandica, 1134 nucleotides long. RefSeq names its product GroES-like protein. The record is from RefSeq and is a predicted model, not a curated record. The transcript is spliced from 5 exons. Gene Ontology annotation, molecular function: oxidoreductase activity. The coding region runs from base 1 to 1134 and encodes 377 amino acids. NCBI's taxonomy places the organism in Eukaryota, Fungi, Ascomycota, Leotiomycetes, Helotiales, Pleuroascaceae.
AUGGCGUCUAAAACAAUGACCACAAUACCAACAAUGACCGCUGUGGUGAUCCAUGAGGCGGGCGGCCCAGAGGUUCUCAAGGUGCAGCAAUGGCCGCGACCAAGGCCAAUCGUGGGACAAGUCCUUAUUCGUGUGAAGGCAUUCGGCUUGAAUCGAUCAGAGAUGUUCACCCGACACUUGGUCUUCCGCUAUAAGGGCAUCGAAUCUCUUAGUCGAGGCAUCGUUUCCGGUAGUAUGUCCUCGUAUCACUCUGGCGGCUCUGGGGAGAAUCAUGAAGAGUCUUCAAAUAUCCUGGAGCGCAGGGGCUCUCUAACAGGCCACUCACCCAGCGUCAAAUUCCCAAGAGUCCUUGGCAUCGAGGCGGUGGGUUUAGUGGAAGAGUCACCCGGAAACGAAUUUGAAAAAGGAGAGGUCGUUGCUACGGCUAUGGGAGGCAUGGGUAGACUCUUCGACGGGGGUUAUGCAGAGUUCACUUGUGUACCUGCCGGUCAGGUCCAAGCUGUCAAGACUAAGAUUCCUUGGGAACAACUUGGUGCUCUCCCGGAAAUGAUGAAGACAGCCUGGGGCUCACUCUACCUAUCUCUACAACUGAAACCAGAGGACAAAUUACUUAUUCGAGGUGGAACUACGUCUAUCGGUCUGGCUGCCCUAGCUCUAGCGAAAGGCAAUUGCGCCUCUGUUUCACUCACAACCAGAAAGCCUGAGCGAGUAGAAAUGCUGAAAAACAGCGGCGCCGAUGACGUAUUCAUAGACAAUGGCUCUAUUGCGAAAGAAGUGAGACGGAGGCACCCUGAAGGCUUCAGCAAGAUCCUAGAGCUGGUCGGUGUUACGGUGCUUGCAGACUCGCUGAAAUGUGCUAAAGAACAGGGAAUUGUAUGCUUGACCGGUAUUGCAGGAGGAAAGUGGAUGAUGGAUCAUAUAAACCCCAUGGAGCUUAUUCCUAGCACCGUCUCUCUCACGAUAUACGCUUCCACCUCCCCAAACAAGUUCGCGGCCCUGGAUGAUAUUGCUCAAAAAGUCGUGGAUGGCUCAAUUAAAAUUCCGAUAAAGACUUACCGCCUCGACCAAAUCGUUGAAGCACAUAAAGCGAUGGAAGAAAAUACGGCCGGGGCAAAAAUUGUGGUACUUACAUAA